ACCCUCCAAAUUCGAUAAGUUCUGCUCUUCAGGAGAGCGUCUCACUAACCAUCAUCGUCGUCCAAGUAGUAUAUAAAAGCAGAAGAGCUUUCACCCGACUGUGCCAUUGCCAAUCCGGAGUUCGGCUUCGCAAAGUGGGCGUUCCAGUCUGGAUUCUCAGUCAGCACGUGCUUCCAUUCUUCAAUCGACACUCUGCGUAUGCAUUAGCGUAAAAGCUUACUCAUUACGCGCGAACACAACCGCUUUCAGUAUUUCGGGUCGCGCUUCAGCGUUUAGUUUCUGGUUAAUCAUUGCUGAAUUAAUUCCACGUGACGGACAUAUGAAGUGAAACACCGGAACCUUUUUGAACCCAGUCGAACGCAAGUCGUCGUCGUUGACGGUAGAAGUGGCAAAACAAGCCCCUCAGCGAACAAACGUUAAACUAAACUUCAAAAUAGAGUGCAACCAUUAGAAUAGAAUCAGUUGUGUUUGCAGAGUAAAUAGUGCCCAAAAGUGUAAUCGCAAAUUGAGUCUGAGUCUGCAAACUGCUCGGCAAAACACACCUGUUCAAAGUCACCCACCAAACAAGUGCAGUGUCUGUCGCCGAAAGGGAAUUCGAGUGGCAAUGACAGUGAUUUAUGUGUGCCAUUUGAUAACGUUUGAAAUUUACAUUGUCAUUGGUUCUAUGGUGAGCAAGUGCGCGUAACGAAAGCUUACUGAUAAGUGACGCCGGGCGGAGGUUCGGGAGUUCAAGGGAAAACUAAUUUUGGAAACAAAAAAAUGUACGGGAAAGGCGGAGUUUUGAUCGUGGCGGUGCUGCAAAUUGUGUCACACUUCGAAGGUGCUUCAUCGUGCUUGCCCUACAUCCCGAGAGAGGCAUGGGACGCCAAGCCGCCGAAGAGUGUGGAAAAAUUUGCCGGACCAAUACCGUACGUAAUCAUCCACCAUUCGUAUCAACCGGGAGCGUGCCUGACAGGGUCGGAAUGCUGUGAAGCAAUGCUUUCUAUGCAGAAGUUCCACCAGCAGGAUCGUGGCUGGAAUGACAUUGGGUACAGCUUUGCCGUUGGUGGCGAUGGGCGGGUCUACGAGGGACGAGGAUUUAACGUCGUGGGAGCACACGCCCCCCGAUACAACGAUAAGAGCGUCGGGAUUUGUAUGAUCGGAGAUUGGACGGUUGAUCUACCUCCGGAAAAUAUGAUCGCCGCUGCGCAGAGCCUGAUUGAGUAUGGAGUGCGGAACAAUAUCAUAGCUUCCAACUAUACGCUUAUCGGUCAUCGCCAAGUGAGGCCCACGGAGUGUCCAGGCGAACGGUUGUUUAAGGAGAUUCAAACCUGGCCCCACUAUUCAUCGAUGCUGGACGUUGUUGAUCCAAACAGUAUUAGAACAUAGACUGACUAUAAUAAACGUUGAUGUACAGUACUAGGCAAUCGCUAAAGUUUUAUUACUUUUA
This is a messenger RNA of Aedes aegypti (yellow fever mosquito), 1429 nucleotides long. It is a transcript of the gene PGRP-LB, whose product is annotated as peptidoglycan-recognition protein LB. Bases 760 to 1368 code for a protein of 202 amino acids. NCBI's taxonomy places the organism in Eukaryota, Metazoa, Arthropoda, Insecta, Diptera, Culicidae. The record is from RefSeq and is a predicted model, not a curated record. Gene Ontology annotation, molecular function: N-acetylmuramoyl-L-alanine amidase activity; peptidoglycan binding; zinc ion binding. The transcript has 3 exons. Gene Ontology annotation, biological process: innate immune response; peptidoglycan catabolic process.